Messenger RNA from Anolis sagrei ordinatus, 1438 nucleotides. Lineage: Eukaryota; Metazoa; Chordata; Lepidosauria; Squamata; Anolidae. The record is from RefSeq and is a predicted model, not a curated record.
AAAGGCGGCGGCGAAAGAGCGGGCCGGGCGGUUAUUCUUCGGGGACGGUCUUCAGGAGAGGAAGAGGCGCUUUGCGGACUCGGAACGGUUCUCACUGGAAGGAAGCAUGAGGGGCGAUAGAGGCCGUGGUCGUGGAGGGCGCUUUGGCUCUCGCGGAGGCCCUGGCAGUGGGUUCCGGCCCUUUGUGCCUCACAUCCCUUUUGACUUCUAUGUGUGUGAGAUGGCUUUCCCUCGUGUGAAACCCGCUCCGGAUGAGACGGCCUUCAGCGAAGCCUUGCUGAAGAGGAACCAGGACCUCGCUCCGACGUCUGCCGAACAGGCGUCUAUCCUUUCUCUGGUGACCAAGAUUAACAACGUGAUUGAUAACUUGAUCGUUGCUCCAGGGACGUUUGAAGUGCAAAUCGAGGAGGUCCGCCAAGUGGGGUCCUACAAGAAAGGCACCAUGAUGACGGGCCACAACGUGGCAGACCUGGUUGUGAUCCUGAAAAUCUUGCCCACGCUGGAAGCCGUGGCUGCCUUGGGAAACAAAGUGGUGGAGAGCCUGAGGACGCAGGAUCCGGCCGAAGUGCUGACCAUGCUCACCAACGAGACGGGUUUUGAGAUCAGCUCUGCCGACGCGACCGUGAAGAUCCUCAUCACCACGGUGCCCCCCAACCUCCGCAAACUGGACCCAGAGCUGCACUUGGAUAUUAAAGUCCUGCAGAGCGCUUUGGCAGCGAUCCGGCACGCCCGCUGGUUCGAGGAGAACGCCUCUCAGUCCACCGUGAAGGUCUUAAUCCGCCUGCUGAAGGACCUCCGGAUGCGCUUCCCGGGCUUCGAGCCCCUCACGCCUUGGAUCCUCGACCUCCUGGGGCAUUACGCCGUGAUGAACAACCCGACCCGGCAGCCUUUGGCACUCAAUGUGGCCUACAGGCGCUGCCUCCAGAUCUUGGCCGCAGGGCUCUUCCUCCCCGGAUCGGUCGGCAUCACCGACCCCUGCGAGAGCGGCAACUUCCGGGUCCAUACAGUCAUGACCCUGGAGCAGCAGGACAUGGUUUGCUACACGGCCCAGACUCUGGUCCGCAUCCUCUCUCACGGCGGAUACCGGAAGAUCCUUGGCCAAGAAGGGGACGCCAACUACUUGGCGACCGAAAUGUCCACCUGGGACGGGGUGAUUGUGACCCCGUCAGAGAAGGCCUACGAGAAGCCUCCCGAAAAGAAGGAAGGGGAGGAGGAGGAGGAGAACCAGGAGGAGACGCCGACUGGGGAGGAGGAGGAGAGCAUGGAGACCCAGGAGUAGCAGCCACUCGCUCGGCAAGUGGGAUUCUCCCUUCCCUUCAUUACGUGAUGGACGAACCAGCUGACGGAAGCCGUAGUUCAGGACCAAGCCUGUGUCCUCUCGUUAUUUCUAUGGUUGUUGUUUUUAUAGUUCCCAUUAAAAUGGUGUUUGCCUUUGAAA